ACAGUGGGACAGCCAGAGCACAGCGAACAGCUGAAAUGAAGAGUGAGCGGCGUAGUGUGCCUAGCCUCUGGAUCUAAUAUCACCUACCUGCCCUUGUCACUCUGGUACUCCGCACAGCUUGCGGUAUCAGCCCGAGAUACAUAUUUGCUCUUCCUUCAAUCAAAACGCCGUUGCAUUUUCAUCCAACGCGAAUAAUGCUAGGUUUCUUCUAAAUACAUUUUAAGCCGUUUAAACAACUUUUUUUAAACAUUAAUUUGCCAGAGGAGACGUGUUGCUGUGAAUCUUAACACCACUGAUUCCCCCUUUUCUCUAUCCGUCGGACGUCUCUCUUUUUUUGCUUGCACUGAGGGAACUUAAUCCGCCUCUGACAGCGAGUUUUGCGCGCUAUCCUAUUCAUAUGAACUCUAUGAAGGAUCCAUUGAAUUUGGACCAUCAUCACCACCACCACCUAACCGGGACUAAACUCUCCUCCACGCACCACACGGCACUAGCAAUGGCCUCUAGUCUGCAGCCGUUGCAGCGGUCUGUGGACUCCAAACACCGGUUAGAGGUGCACACAGUAUCAGACACCUCCAGUCCGGAGUCCGUAGAGAAAGACUCAAAGGGCCAGAGCAAAACUGACGACUCUUCAGAUGAUCCUUCUAAAAAGAAGCGACAGCGGCGACAGAGGACUCACUUCACAAGCCAGCAGCUACAGGAACUGGAGGCCACGUUCCAGAGGAAUCGCUAUCCGGACAUGUCUACAAGAGAGGAGAUAGCCGUGUGGACCAACCUCACAGAGGCCCGCGUCAGGGUGUGGUUCAAGAACCGGCGAGCAAAAUGGAGGAAAAGGGAAAGAAACCAGCAAGCCGAGCUAUGCAAGAACGGCUUCGGUCCUCAGUUCAAUGGACUUAUGCAGCCCUAUGAAGACAUGUACCCCAGCUACACAUACAACAACUGGGCCGCCAAAGGGCUAACUUCGGCCUCCUUGUCCACCAAAAGCUUCCCUUUUUUCAAUUCCAUGAACGUCAACCCUUUGUCAUCGCAGACGAUGUUCUCCCCGCCCAACUCCAUCUCUUCAAUGAGCAUGACCUCCAGUAUGGUGCCGUCCUCGGUUACUGGCGUGCCCGGGUCGAGCCUCAACAGCCUCAAUAAUUUAAACAACCUUAGCAACCCCUCUCUGAAUUCGGGAGUUCCCACGCCAACCUGCCCGUACGCCCCGCCGACCCCUCCUUAUGUGUACAGGGACACUUGUAACUCCAGUCUGGCAAGCCUGAGACUGAAAGCCAAGCAGCACUCGAGUUUUGGAUACACCAGUGUUCAGAAUCCAGGCUCAAAUCUGAGCGCGUGCCAGUACGCCGUGGAUAGACCAGUGUAAUACCUGAGAAUUUCACGAGCCCCAGUCAGAGGAACGAGAGACUACUUCUUUUUUUUUCAGAAGGGCACUAGAAUACUAAACCACCGAAACCCGCGAUGGAGUUUCAAACUUAAACGGAAGUAAUUAGGCUUUUUUUCCAAUCCUAAUUAGAAUUUUGUUCUACAUCGGCGAGUGGAGAAUGUAUGAUACUUUACUUUCCACGCUUGUUUAUUUUGAGGUUUCUAAUUUUGGACGUUAAUUGACUGAAAGGUUGUAUAUAUAUGGAAAUAUCAUCUCCAGUUUAUUGAGGCGAAUGCUGUUGCUCUCCAGUUUUCUCAAGGUUAAAUUUAACAAAGCAUGUGAAAACCCUAAAGGAAUAAUGUUUUGCUUGCAAACAAGGGAAUGUACAUACUAAACGCACCAGUUGUGUGUUUCUAACAUAUUAUAAAUUUAUUAUUAAAUGUCUGUGUGAAUAUCGAUUUAGAGUAGCAAUCUUGCGUAUAAAAAGACGCAUCAAAUGUUCCUGCGAAAUUAAAUUGGUUUUGCUCUGUGUAUACUAUUUAGUACGGAAUUUUGUUUCGUUUUUUUUCAACAAAAAAAUAAAUAAACUAUUGUGUUUUAUUUAAUGGAAGUAAAAAUAUUGUUCAAAACGUUUUGUUGAGGAUUUUUGUGCUGAUCCAAGUGUUAGUGUGAGUUUUGUCGAGUCUAUAGUGCAGGGAAUGACAGUGUGUCUAUCGGGGUUCGAUUAUGCUAGCUACUAGGUCUACUAAUCUAAAGCGAAAACAAUGGCCCUCUCCAAUACACAUAUGAAUCGAGACGCAGGGAGAUGCACGGGUGGAGAGGGCGAGAUGCCCCGCCAGAUUAACUGCUGAAUACAUGUCUGCUUUUUAGCCAAGGACCCGGAGUGAUCACUGGUGCUUGAAAUAACACUGGAAUCAACAAACUGGAAUUGGACCACACAACAAAGGCCCGAGCUCAUUACCUUCUGACACAUAAUAAUCACGAGUGCUAUAUAUAGCCAAACAAUGAGCAGCACUGGACGUGUAAGAUGCGCCUCUUGAUGCAGUGGAAAGUGAUUAUAGACUUACAUAACAUUCUAUAUCACAAAACAUUACCAUAAUCAAUAAUACCAAUACAAUGUUAGCAUCUUGUUUUUAUUUUGACUUGUGCAAUGUUCUACGAAUCUCUCAUAAACACAACGAUUAACUAUUGCAAAACUAUUCUCUAGCCUAUUGAGAGAUUGGCUAUAUGACAGGCCUAUGGCGUCGUGUUCUGGGCGUAGAUGUUCAUAUUGUAAAUAUUUUCACUUUUGCAAUAUUUGUUGUGCAGAUCUACAACAAUCUGUAUUUUCAAUUAGAUAACAACACCAAUCAUAAUAUCAAUAACAAUUGGCUAACAAUGACUACGAUAAUAACAAUGUUAUACUUGGCUGAAUAGUACAUUAAACAUUUUUAAAUGUG
Messenger RNA from Salvelinus fontinalis (brook trout), 2796 nucleotides. It is a transcript of the gene pitx2, whose product is annotated as paired-like homeodomain 2. The transcript is spliced from 3 exons. Gene Ontology annotation, biological process: anatomical structure morphogenesis; regulation of transcription by RNA polymerase II. The record is from RefSeq and is a predicted model, not a curated record. Bases 398 to 1357 code for a protein of 319 amino acids. NCBI's taxonomy places the organism in Eukaryota, Metazoa, Chordata, Actinopteri, Salmoniformes, Salmonidae. Gene Ontology annotation, molecular function: RNA polymerase II cis-regulatory region sequence-specific DNA binding; DNA-binding transcription factor activity, RNA polymerase II-specific. Gene Ontology annotation, cellular component: nucleus.